AUGUGUACAUUUAAGCUACUGUACAAUGAAGGGACAAGAGUUUUCUGGAUUCAUGAUCCUGGUCCAACUGGAUGCUUUCCCAUUAGUUACAUUUAUAAUGUUCCCAACCCUAACCUGGAUGCAAAUGGCUAUGUGAAACCUCAGAAUGAGCUUGCUCAGGAUUUUAACAAGCAACUCAUUAGCUCAAAGACCAAGUAUUUUAAGAUGAGAACAAAGCUUCCACUUGUCAGGUUUACAUAUGUUGAUGUGUACACUGCCAAAUAUGAACAAAUCAGCAAUUCAAGGAACCAAGGUUUUGUUACUCCAUUGGAAUUCUGUUGUGGAAGUUACUAUGGUUACAACAUAAUACAUUGCAUGCAGAAAGCCAUAAUGAAUGGAACAGUAUAUGGCGGUGAUCAAUGCAAAAAUCCGUCUCAACAUGUUAAUUGA
Glycine soja is the source of this 429-nucleotide messenger RNA. Its product is annotated as GDSL esterase/lipase At5g14450-like. The record is from RefSeq and is a predicted model, not a curated record. The coding region runs from base 1 to 429 and encodes 142 amino acids. The transcript is spliced from 2 exons. Lineage: Eukaryota; Viridiplantae; Streptophyta; Magnoliopsida; Fabales; Fabaceae.